Jaminaea rosea is the source of this 1302-nucleotide messenger RNA. RefSeq lists its product as hypothetical. The transcript has 3 exons. Gene Ontology annotation, molecular function: arylesterase activity. NCBI's taxonomy places the organism in Eukaryota, Fungi, Basidiomycota, Exobasidiomycetes, Microstromatales. The coding region runs from base 1 to 1302 and encodes 433 amino acids. The record is from RefSeq and is a predicted model, not a curated record.
AUGGCUCCCCUCCCCCUCCCCGCCCUCUUUGGCAUCCUGACCGCCGUAGGUCUAGCAGCCAUCUACCCCACCGUCUCCCCCGUCGUCCGCCUCUUCUACCCGAAACCCUUUGGCGACCACCAAAACGAUGCGUGCUCCGUGAUCCCCACCCUGAGGACGUGCGAACAACUCUGGAUCGACCAACCCACAGGCCUUCUGUAUGCAGCGUGUGCGGGCACCCCCGAGGCGAGGAAGACUUGGUUCCCUUGUACGGAUUCGUGGGAUGCGCAGGGCCGCAGCAGUGAGGACUAUCUUGCUGUUGUGGAUACGAGGAAGGGGGGAACGUGGGAAGAGAAGACGACGAGGGUUAGGCUGGAUGGGUUUCAUGGUCUCUUUGGAGAGGGAUCCUUCACAUCGCACGGCUUCGGCGUAUGGCAAGACCCUACAUCAUCAUCUGACACCGAGACAAUUCGCCUCUUCCUCGUCAACCACCGCCCCUCCAUCGACUAUGCGGCUCCAGGCGGUCCGACACUGGUCGACAACCCGGCAGUCAAUGGUUUCAACUCGACGAUCGAGAUCUUCGAGACUACCCUGGGAUCAGACGUGGCGCACCACGUCAGGACUGUUGCUCACCCACUCGUGCGCACGCCAAACGAUGUAGAGCCUGAUGGGCCGGAUAGCUUCUAUGUCACCAAUGACCACCAUGUCAAGACUGGGUGGAGGAAGGAGUUGGACCUGCUCCUGCCCCUCACCGACGUCGUCUACUGCGGUAGUGAGGCCGAAGGAUGCAAAGUUGCACUCAAGAAGGCGCAUUACGCAAACGGCAUCGCCUCUCACGCAAAUCGCAAAGACCCCACCCUCCCCCGCACCUACUACCUCUCCCAAACGGCCUCCUCAGCCCACCUCGUCCUCCAACCACAGACGGACCACACCCUCUCCCUCCUCGACUCGAUCGACAUCCCCUUGGCAUCGGACAACGUCUAUGUCUCACCCGUCUCUCAUGCAGCUUAUUUCGCCUGGUUCCCCAACGCGCUCCAACUGACCAGCAAGCACUUCAAGUCCCCACGAGAGUAUGGUAGCCCCGCACUUGUAGGGAGGGUGGAACUCAAUGAUCCUCGAAAGGAUAGGGAGGCCUUCUUUGGUGAGAAGUAUAGGGUAGCACGUGUAGUCGAGGACGAUUCGACUGAUCCGGAGAGUCCGAGCGGGAUCACUGGGGCGGCCGUUGAUGAGGUCGACAAGGUCGUGUACAUGGGCGGAGUCUUUUCCGAGAAGACGUGGGCGUGCAAGGUCAAGGACGUGCGUGGGGAGAAGGUCAAGUUUUGA